Eptesicus fuscus (big brown bat) is the source of this 722-nucleotide messenger RNA. It is a transcript of the gene ATP5MC3, whose product is annotated as ATP synthase membrane subunit c locus 3. The transcript is spliced from 5 exons. Gene Ontology annotation, biological process: proton transmembrane transport; proton motive force-driven ATP synthesis. Lineage: Eukaryota; Metazoa; Chordata; Mammalia; Chiroptera; Vespertilionidae. The coding region runs from base 151 to 576 and encodes 141 amino acids. The record is from RefSeq and is a predicted model, not a curated record. Gene Ontology annotation, molecular function: proton transmembrane transporter activity.
AACCGGACCGCGCCUGCGCGCCCAGCCCCACUCCUUCGACCUCUGCCGCCGCCGCUGCCGCCGCCGCCGCCGCCUCCUGGGAAGAAAGCGGGAGAGGAGCCCCCGUCGCCCGCCACCUAGUCUCCAGCCGCGCCGCCCCAGGAGUGUAAGAUGUUCGCCUGCGCCAAGCUCGCCUGCAGCCCCGCUCUGAUCCGAGCUGGAUCCAGAGUUGCAUACAGACCAAUUUCUGCAUCAGUGUUAUCUCGACCAGAGGCUAGGACUGGAGAGGGCUCUACAGUAUUUAAUGGGGCCCAGAAUGGAGUGCCUCAGCUAAUCCAAAGGGAGUUUCAGACCAGUGCAAUCAGCAGAGACAUUGAUACUGCUGCCAAAUUUAUUGGUGCAGGUGCUGCAACAGUAGGAGUGGCUGGUUCUGGUGCUGGUAUUGGAACAGUCUUUGGCAGCCUUAUCAUUGGUUAUGCCAGAAACCCUUCGCUGAAGCAGCAGCUGUUCUCAUAUGCUAUCCUGGGAUUUGCCUUAUCUGAAGCUAUGGGUCUCUUUUGUUUGAUGGUUGCUUUCUUGAUUUUGUUUGCCAUGUAACAGAAAUUACUGCUUGAAAUGUUGGCAUUCAUAUUAAUUACGGAUGUAAUUCUGUGUACCUUACUGUGACUCCGAGCACUGUAGUAUUGGUGUCAUGGAAAUAGACAUUAUUUCCAAAGUCAUUUCAUUAAAGAUGAAAACUUUAA